Molecule: messenger RNA, 18216 nt
Organism: Cephus cinctus (wheat stem sawfly)
Lineage: Eukaryota; Metazoa; Arthropoda; Insecta; Hymenoptera; Cephidae
Product: histone-lysine N-methyltransferase 2C
Exons: 36
Coding region: 292-17601 (5769 amino acids)
Biological process (GO): positive regulation of transcription by RNA polymerase II
Cellular component (GO): nucleus; MLL3/4 complex
Molecular function (GO): transcription coactivator activity; histone binding; histone H3K4 methyltransferase activity
Source: RefSeq, a predicted model, not a curated record
GGACUCCGUGAGUUUAGAAUUUCGUUCGUCGCUUACUCUUCCGUUUGAGUAGCUUGUGACAUUUUUUUCUGUUACUACAAGAUGUUUACCUGGAUAAACCGUGCAAAAUUCAGCGACCGUCUCGUUCAUUCCGCAGACAUAACCGCUAUGAGACCUUUAAGGAGACUGCAGUAAUUGGAAGUGUCGUGGGUUUCCGAGUGGGGCGAGCGCCGAUCGCUGAGCGGCACGCCAUCCUACCGUGGCCGAGUGCUGAAUGUAGGUAUCGCGACGUAAGUCCAAUAAGGAAGUGCCAUGGAGGACGAAGAACGCCUCGAGGGUGAGGAAGAGAUGGAGCUGGACGAAGCUUCUGACGGAGAAGAUGAGGACGACGAAACCACGGGAAUUCCAGUCUCCCCGGCUAAUUCCGAUCAACUGAUCGGGCGCGCUCCAACUCCCGGCAGUAUAACCCCGGAAGAAGCUUUUCCUGAUCCGAUACGCUACCAGAAAUUUCCAUUUCCCGGCGGGAAACCAUUAAGCAUCCGGAGAGGUCCAGGCCGGCCGAGAAAAGAACGACCGCCUGGAACUCUCCGCGGAGGAGUCACACGCAGACCAUUCGGAAGAGGAACGACCCGGGGCAAAGGUCUUGGGUAUAUGAGGGGUAUACCUCGUCGUACGAAAAGCAAGGAUGACGAUACUCAUUCGGAAUCACCGAGUCCCCUGAGAAUCGGCGAGGAUCCUACAGCCGAUGGUGAAACGUCCAGUACGGACAGAUCUAUGCCAGCCCCGGAAGAACCACCUUACUUUCCAGAACAAUGGCCCGGUAAAGUGUGCGCACUGUGCAAUUUGGGUGAACGAAGUCAACUAGGACAAGGAGAGUUGCUGAGAUUGACCUCCCCUGAAGGCUUUACUCCUGAAAAAAAUACAAAUCGUGAUGAAACGCCGGAUACUCUUUUAGACGUGUCUUCCACAGGGGAUAAGAGUCCGCGCGCAGCGGGACCUGGGGCUGUUACUUGUCGCCGGCAAAAGAGUUUAGCCAAAUGCAGGAAUCCUAGUCUUACAAAUUUCACGGAGCCGGUGGAAGAGUUAACUAUUGUUGGAUAUUCGGAUGAACCGGAAGUGAGCAUAUUGUUUGAAUCAAUGGGACACUAUUAUGUGCAUCAUUCCUGCGCCCUUUGGUCAAGUAAUAGUCAAGAAUUAGUUACUGAAACUGUGAGUCUAACUGUAGUACAGGCAUCCUCUCGCCGUUGUGCUUAUUGCUCUCAUUAUGGAGCUGGAAUCCCUUGCAAGGUGGGAUCGUGCAAUCGUUAUUUUCACUUACCCUGUGCAGCAGCAUCGGGUUGUUUUCAAGACAUAAAAACCCUGUCUUUGUUUUGCAGUCAGCACUUGGGCCAGGUUCCCUUAUUAUUGAAUGGUGAUGUCACGUGUAUACAGUGCUACGGAAUGGGGGAUGUCUCUAACCUGGUCAUGUGUUCAAUCUGUGGGCAACAUUAUCAUGGAAGUUGCGUGGGUCUGUCUCUUCUUCCAGGCGUGCGUGCUGGCUGGCAAUGUGCUGUAUGUCGUGUGUGUCAAGUAUGCCGGCAACCGGAGGAACUUUCUAAGGUUAUGCUAUGCGAACAGUGUGAAAAGGCUUACCAUCCAAGCUGCUUGCGCCCAAUAGUGACUUCCAUACCGAAGUAUGGCUGGAAGUGCAAGUGUUGUCGUGUGUGCACGGAUUGUGGAUCGCGUACGCCAGGUGCCGGCCUAUCGUCCCGUUGGCACGCUCAUUACACGGUCUGUGAUUCAUGUUAUCAGCAGCGAAACAAGGGCUUUUCUUGCCCACUGUGUCGAAGAGCCUAUCGUGCGGCUGCAUAUCGAGAAAUGGUCCAGUGCAGUUCAUGUAAAAAGUUCGUUCAUGGCACCUGCGAUCCUGAUGCUGAUCCUCUUACUUACCAGCACCGUAAAGAAGCAAAGCCUGACUAUGACUAUGUGUGCCUCCACUGCAAGAACAUGGCUCUUGUGAAGCGUAAAGAUAAUGCCGACGAGUACGGAGGUGACUCUAGCUUGACAGCCUCUCAAGAGAGCUUAUACGGCGAUGGAGACUCGUCGGAAUUCGAUUAUCAAGGUGGUUCUGAAGAUACGCUUUAUUCGAUUGGGCUUGGAAAAGGAAAGCCAUUUUGUGCCUCAAAGAUAGCUAAGAAGAGACUUGGAUUGGGAAGUGGAAUGAUCGGGAGGCCGAAAGGAGUUGGUAAACUAGGUUACCAAAAGCGACAGAAAAUGACGGAAUUCGGAAGAAAGAGAGGACCUAAAGCCAAAAUGAGAGGAAUUUUUGGUGUUCCAGGUGUAGGACUACAGAGACCCAUUUCGGAUUCACAAUCUAAAGAAGAGGAACCGGGCGUCGAGAAUAGAUUAGUGUUAUGUUCGGCAAAAGAUAAAUUUGUUUUAACGCAAGACAUUUGCGUUAUGUGUGGGGCAAUAGGUACCGAUCAAGAAGGAUGUUUAAUAGCAUGUGCGCAGUGUGGUCAGUGUUAUCAUCCCUACUGUGCUAACGUGAAGGUUACGAAGGUGAUUCUGCAGAAGGGUUGGAGAUGCCUUGAUUGUACCGUGUGCGAAGGCUGCGGAGAGAGAAAUGACGAAGGUCGUUUAAUUUUAUGUGACGAUUGCGAUAUCAGUUAUCAUAUCUAUUGUAUGGACCCUCCACUAGAUUACGUACCCCAUGGCACUUGGAAGUGCAAAUGGUGUGCACAAUGUCAAACCUGUGGCUCUAACGAUCCUGGCUUCAAUAGUAGUUGGCAAAAGAAUUACACCCAGUGCGGUCCUUGCGCUUCUCAUACAGCAUGUACAUCUUGUCAAGAACCAUAUCUCGAGGGCGAUCUUAUUAUACAGUGUAUUCAAUGUGAACGAUGGCUGCAUUGCGCUUGUGACUCUAUAAAAACUGAAGCCGAAGCAGAGAAAUGUGCCGAGGAGGGUUACAAUUGUAUCCUAUGUCGUCCAAGGGACGUGCCACCGCCCCACAUUGUGUGUAAUAUGCCAAAACCGCAACCAAGCAAAUAUCCACGUUCACCGCCGCCAACUGUACGAAGUCCAGAGCUGUAUAAACCUUCGCCACAACAGUAUUUAGUCGACGGCGUGUACUUGUCUGAGGCUGGUAUGAAUCACAUUAAAUCUUUAACAUUCGAACAGCAACAGACUAGGAAGAAGAGAAGAAAGAUACUGCCUUUGAUUGAUAAGGAAGCGGAUAUCAUGGCAACCAUUGAAUCCGUAGUAGCUGGUGGUAGCUUAGAUAAUUCUCUAGAAGAAAAUGGGGGAAAAUUGGAUCUUCUAGAUGUAAAGGAUGAACCGGCUGAGGUACUCAAAGAAGGUAUGGUUUGGACUCCUCGUGGAGAUCAACCACCGCCAGAAGGUUUCAGCAUCUAUACCACGGAAAAUGGAGUUCCGGUAUUGAGGCGAAAGCGACAGCGUAAUUUACAAAAACUGGGCAUCGGUGGCUUCGUAGUCAGAUUGAGAGGGACUCGUAAGGAUAAGGAAGAAGAGGGCGAAGGUGGUGAAAAGCCAAGCGAGGGAGUCAUUGGAUUAGGGGAAGAUAAGCCACGCAGAAAGCCACAAAGAAGAAAACCAAAGACCAAACUCUCUGAGUGUUUUCCUCUGUACAUGCAGGAGGCCUUUUUCGGCAAAGACCUCAUGGACACGACCAAAGAGAAAGAUUUGGAGAGUAGUAGCAAUUCGGAUAGUGAGCGUAAUAUUUCCGGAAAUGCAGAUACCAUACAACUCUCACAGGAUGAGUUGAAAGCGAUAGAACAGGUUAAAGCAAAACAAGAAAAGGAAGAAGAUAAAUUAACCACAGAAUUGCCAAUUAAGCGGGAAGAAAUUUUGGAUGAUGAUGGUAGCGACACCGAAGCCCUCGGUGAUAUUUUACCCAUUUCUGGUGAUCUUCUCGAUAGUGAUCUGGUCAAUACCAUUAUGAAUGAACCGGAUGAGGAUCUAGCAAAAGCCAGUGAAGCUCUAGAGGAAUUAGACGAUGCUCCAGGACCUAGUAAAGAUGAAUUAACAGAUAUACUUAGUCCACAUUUUAAUCUGGAGUCGAUGGUCAGAGAUACUGGACUACCAAACAUGGAUAGUAAGGACGUAGAAGAAAUAUUUAAAGGAGUCUUAACGGAUGAGUCUCAAGAAUCACAGGAAUCGUCGGUAUUUCCUGUGCAGACACAAGUACCUCAUGCACCAUCGUCCUCGGCUCCACUUGUGUCUCCUUCUCCACAUCCAGGAAUGCAGACAGGAUUGCCAUUAGGUAGACCGCAAGUUCCUGGACCGCUACCCUCGGUUGUUCAAUCUAAUUUGAACUCUCCAAUGAGCUUCCCACCGCCAUCGCCUUAUCAUUCAGAGUAUAGCAACAGUCCACAAUUUAGCCCUGCUUUCUCGGAACCACCGAGUCCGUGGGUAAACCCAGACGAUGAGGGUACGGCUCCCUCUGGUGGUGCAGCCAUCUCUUACAAUCAAAGAAGUAAUCUAAAAAUGGAAGCAGAUGAAUCUCUGGGUAGUGGUGCAACCAUAUCAUCUGUACUUUAUGCAAAUAUGAAUCAUCCAGAGUGGAAAAGUGAAUAUCCAGCUUGGUCUGAGCGAUGCAAGCAAAUAUUGAAAAAAUGGCGUGCAUUGCCAAACGAAAAGAAAGCUCCGUACUUGACACAAGCCCGUGAUAACAGGGCAGCAAUCCGUAUGAAGAAAACUCAACAGAUACCCAAGGACAUACCAAGCACGACCCCAGUCACUGCAACAAGCGCACCCACCAUCACCACCAAACCCGUCACAACUAUAACAUCAGCUCAACUUUCUCCAGUAGUAGCUAUGGCCGCUAGUCAAAAACAAAUUGGACUUUUGACCUCGAUGGGCAGUGAUAAGUCCCAGGAGAAGACUGGAUUGAGUACGACUGCUACAGGAGUUCCUGGGGUUGCAGCGUCUAGCAGUGGUCAUCUAGCGGAGGAGCAAGAUAGGAUCUCGAAUAGAGAUAGGUCAACAAAAGAAGCCGAGCAGGAGCGUCAGUGGAAGCAAAUGCAAGCAUUGCAUAAACAACAAGCUCAACUGCAACAACAAGUUAUUCACGAUCAGCGUGUAAACGCGAUGGCUAGAGUUCAUAGGCAGAUAAGUGAAGAUGGCACUUCGCAAAUAAAUAGUGAUAACAAUUCGGGGCUUACAACGCAGUUACAAGUCUCCACGUCUCAGGAUGGAAAUCAUUUGGGACCUUUGGCAUCGCCAUCCCCGGGGUCCCGUGGUACGUUUGCCACUCCACCCAUAAAGUUAACACGAGGAGUGGCACCGCAGAGUCCUCAUCAAGGUAUCCCGCGAAUGCCCAAUCAACCUUGUGGCACCGUUGCAAGACCAGUCGCGAAUGUCGUUAGACCUGGAAUUCCAAAUACAUUUACGCAACCACCCUCUCCAUUCUCUCCUCAGGCUCCUCAGUCUCCUCAUGAUUUCCCACAAUCCCCAGCUUCCUCCCAAUCGCAGGAUCACUUCCAGCGCUUCGAGUCUGGGGAUGCCUACCCUCAGGGCCCCCAAACGCCUAGACCGCAGUUGCCUGGAACUCCGGCAUAUUCUACCUCUCCACGAAAUGAUGCCUACUCUCAACCUCCGGGUACGCCACGGCCUCACUUUAAUGCUCCUACGCCUCGUCCCUCCAGUCAUGUUUAUGCGCCGUCUCGUACACCUGAUCCCUACAAUAAUCAACCUCAGACACCUUCACCGGCAUCAAGCUAUACCUCGCCUAGACCGGAAUCGCGACAGGAUCCCCAACAGCCUGAGGCGUUUAAUCAACAGCCUGAGGUCAAUCGCCAACUUCGUGACCUUCUACAACGACAGCAGUUUAAUAAAAAGAUGGAUACAAUGAAUCCAUCUUGGAGUCAGGACGGGCAAAAUAAUGGUGACACUGGACAACAACAAUUUGAAUCAGGUCAUGUGCAACUGCCUCAGCAUUCUCAACCUUCAGGAAAUACAGGCGAAGGGACUUUUAGGCAUCCUUUACCACCUGGCAUAGUCAGACCAAGGAUGCCUGUUCAACCAAACGUCCUUAUACGGAAUCCAAUAGGUAUGAAUCCAAGACAUCCUGGAGCAGGAAACAUCGAUGCUCGACUUCAGGGAAUGGAUCCACGUACGAGAAUGCUUCUUCAGCGACCGCCAGUAUCAGUAGGUAUACCUCAACAUUUUCAAGGCAAUCAAGUAAUGCAGCAACGAAUGCCUAGUCCAAGAAAUCCACUCGCAGAACAAUAUGAUAUAUUACAACAGCCAAGAUUUUCAGAACUUAAUCAAGGGCAAAACUUAGGUCAGCGUAUAGUGCGUACGGGACAAGAUAAUAUAAAUCCAGGUGCUCGAAUGAUGGGAUCUCAAGGAAUGGUUAGACCACCUCUUGUACCCGCAACUUCCAGCGAGAAUACUGUUAAUACAUCGGAUGCUUCCGAAAUUCCGGAUAACGUGACAGCGGAACUUGAAAAACUAGAACAAGAAGGAGCGCCAAUGGUCGAGGUUGAGGGAGUAAGUGCAAUUCUAGGGGAUUUAGCUGACGACGACGAUGAGCUUUUAGCCGAGAUGGGAGCGGAUUUCAACAUUUUGGAGUAUGCCGAUCCUGAACUCGACAACAUAACAGGGGGCGAGAAAACAAAUAUUCUUGACUUAGAUUUAGAACAAGUAGAGGUUGAGACUAAAGAAGAGAAGCAAAAAAAAGAGAAUAAAGAAGAAGAGCCAAAGUCCGAGGACUUGGGAGGAACAACAACAGCACAUUCAGAUAUCAGUGAAGCUAAUACAACAAGUACAGUGCAAACGCCAACCGAGACAACCACCAAUGCCCUUACUAAAGGGAAACAGUUGGCUCCAUCGGUACCAACUUCUCAACAAACACAUUCACAGCAACAAGCAUCUAUGCCACCUCAGGCUCCACCUCCUCAAGCUGUUGUCGUGCAACAACAGAUGCACCAACAAGUGCAGCAAGCAGCAGCUAUGGGGAGACCUAUGCUACCGGGUACCAGGUUACUCUCUCCCGAUGGUGCUAUUGGAGUUGUGACAUCGACUAACACUGUGACUGUUAGUUACCCCUCCACAUUUCCUGGUCAUCCUCAACGAAUCACACAAGCACACUUGCAAGCUCAACAACAGCAACAACAACAACAACGACAUGGUAUGAGACUUACUGGAGCUCCUAGCGUUUCUAGUGUAUCCGGUGUUCCCGGUAGGGCUGUCCCUGUCGGUCAUAUGAUUGGACCACGAAUGCCACUUGCACCGCCUCCUCCUCCACCGCCACCUUAUCCCGGACCACCGCCGCCAUAUCCGGGACCUAUACAGAUGGGGCUGUGCCCAGGGGGGCGGGCUAUGGCGCGACCCCCAGUCCAUAUAGGGCAUCCUGUCCCUGUGGGAGGUCCACCAAUGGCCCCAGUGGUUCAUGCGGGUGCUCCCCCAAUGACUCCGCAUCCACAUCGGAGACCCUUGCUUCUGCAGUCAUGUUCGCAGGAGCAACCGUUGCUGCUGGAAGAGCUGCUAGAACAAGAGAAACGUGAGCAAGAAAAACAACAACAACAACAACAACAACAACAGGCAGAUACUACGACACCAGGCGGUGCAUUGCUUAGUGACAGCGAAUUCGAAAGGCUUCGAGCAGACGUUCUAGGAUCUACUCCACUUGCAUCGCCUCCUCAGGGGAUUGUAACGGUCCCCCCUAGCGGUGUUCCGAUUAUAAGGGCGCCAUGCACACCAAGACCACCAUCAGCAGGUGCAGGAUGGCCUCAGGGUGUUCCGGACAAUGCAAAAUUAGUAGCACAAACACCCAGACAGCCGAUUGCUACGCAAACGCCUCCAGAACCGAGAAUUGCAACAUUCAAUAUUCCACACAUGCCAGCACCUCCGGCACCACCAGACAACAUUGUUAACGAACAAGAUCGUCAGAUACAACUACAGUAUGAACAAUGGUUGAAUCAUCAGGAUCAAAUUCUAUCUCAACAGCUGAAGUACUAUGAGACCGAAGUUCAGAAGUUACGUAAAAUACGAAAAUCACUCAACAGUAAACAACGUCAAUUGCGGAAAUCUGGUAAUGAAUUGGCGGAAAACGACGCCGCAGAAUUACAACGAAUUUCUAGCGAACAGUCGGCUUUGCAGAAACAUUUGGAUGCCAGUCGAAAACAAGCUCGUCAGCAUGGAAUGUUGAUGCAGGAGUAUCGUAGUAAGCAACAACAAAGGCAACCUCAACCACAAACUAGCGAACCUUGUUCACCUUUGAUGUCGCCGUCUCAGCACUCUUCGCCAAUGCACAGUCCGGCAGCUCUUGUUUCUCAUAGUCCUGGCCCAGGAAGUGCACCAUCAAAUAUUAUUCAGCAUUCACCGGCAACCUUUAUCAUACAACACAGUCCAAAUCCGCCAUUGCUACAACACAGUCCGGGAAAUCCACAAUCAUCGAAUCCUGGGACGAUGUCUCCUCAUAAUAUGCAGCCAUCCCCAAGAAUUGGCACACCGCACUCACAGGGCGAGGAAAGUCCUUUCAGUCCUGGUGCAAUGCCAUCUCCAGGGAUAUGCGGACCAACAACUACAAGAAUGGCAUCUCCGCAACACAGAGCUGUUAUAACUGGUCGAUUGGCCACAAGUCCAGGAGCUUUUAAUCCAGAUGGCCGACCACCUCAACAAAUAAUGAGUGAACAAGCCGUAAGAGUUCAUGGGCUCACACAAAGAUUUGUUCGUCCUCCGGCUGUUGGUGAACCCGGUCAGCGUCCGAGAAUGCAACUUCAAAGUGGAAUUGUUUAUGGACAACGCUCACCACUAGGAAGUCCACAACCUUCUCAGCAACCAAUGAUGACGCAACAGCAACAUCAACAAAUGCUGCAAAGACAACAGAUUAUUCAACAGCAGCACGAAGUUAGUAAUAUCUCACAAGAAGGACAAAAUAUUAUAACUCAGCGAACAUUGCAGAUGGUUCAGCAGAGGCAGCAACUCUUGCAACAGCAGCAACAACAACUCGUGCAACAACAACUCGUACAGCAACAAAGACAACAAUUUAUCCAAAUGCAACAGCAGCAGCAGCAGCAUAUGAUGCAAAAGCCCCCUAAUUCCCCAAUGGUAUCCCAACCAGCGAAUUCGCCUAGUCCGCAACUGCACCAACAAAUUCAACAAAAUUACGGUCAACCUCCCAGUUCACCUAUGCCUCGCAGUCCUAUGGUACAGCAAACCAUGGGUUCUCCAAUGCUACAACAACAAUUAAGCCAAACUUCUCAGCCUCCAAGUCCAAUGGGUUCACGAAUUCAUUCUCAUCCACCAAACUCUCCAAUGGUAUCUCAGUAUCAGCCGCCAAGCCCAAUGGCACGGAAUCAUCCUUCAACUUCACCAAUGCUUCAACAUCAGUUGAACAAUACACAUCAUCCGCCACCUUCACAAACUCCUAGCUCACCAAUGCCUAGAAGUCCAAUGGUAGUAGGUGGUUCUCCAAUGCAAAUGCAAAGAAGGCAGUCGAGCGGAAACAGCCCAGCAAUGCCCGAUCGGCCACAAAGUGUUGAAAAUCCUGGAACACCAAGAACACCGCAUACUCCACAUACUCCCCACACUCCAUAUGCCUCGCAGAAUUCAGGAAAUCACGUAGGAACGAACGAACAACUUCAACAACAUCAGCAACACCAACAACAUCAAGAUCAAAAUUCCUCAGAUCUUACCAGUAGAGGGGGAGGAAAUCCACACAAUCCAUCGAAUGCGUUGCCUCUACCGGUAAGUUUUGGUAGGUUUGGAUACUUUAAACUUGGAUUGAGAGGAGGAUCACCUAUGUGGUCCAUGAAGGCAGAAUCCAGUAAAGGAAAAACCGCAGAAUCGCAUUUAACAAAUGUGGAUGAGAAACCAAACACAUCACAAGUAGUGCACAGAAAAACGGGUAUCUCGCAAUCGAAAAUAAAUUCUUUGGUAUGUGCUGAUUAUAAUGACUUCGACGAUGAUUCUCACACGCCACCUCAAACUCCACCAACAGAAGUGGAGCCAAAACCAACCUCCUCCUUGGCUGAUAAUCCUACAUUACCGUUGGGUAGUCCGAGCGAUAAACUCGAACCUAUUCCUGAUACCACUGAUUACGACGAUGAUAAAACGAUCGUUAAUACUGAAGUAACAUUAAGUUCCACUGCGCAAAGGGAUAACGAUGACAUUACAGUUAUAGAACAGUUUGGUGAUACUGAAUUAGUUGAUGUCAUAUCUGGAACGCUGGAAGCUGAUAUGCAAGAGGAGUAUGUUCUUUUUGAACCAGACAUGGUAGUGGAUUUAUCAGUGGAUAGUAAUGAUUCAUUGAGUCAUGCUUUAGUCAAUGAUAGCAAUCAAAGCCACGAUUUGGUACAAAUACUAGAAAUUGAACAUCCAGGAACACAAACCGAUGGAGCGGCUUUGAGUGAUGAGGAAUUGGUUCCUUCUCAAACAAGGAACAAGAAAGGAUUGCGACUUGACAUCGUCAGGACUCUACAAACUGGUAAAAGGCUUAUGGCCGUGACUGACACGCCAGAAUCUCCGGAUCAAGAAGAACUUAACGUAGAUCCAUCCCCGGGACCAUAUAUAGAUCAUUCUCCCGAUCAGGAUUUGAUGGUUUCAUUAGAUGAGGAAUCGGAGGUUGUCAUAAUUGAUCCGAGCACGAAAUCUCCGGAAGAUAAUCUUUCCAAGGAGUCAUGCGGUAAUGAGACAGACAAGACGAGCAAUGAUCACAGUAUUGAAACAUUAAAAGAUAACAAGCCUUCCGAAUCGCCAGAGGAUAAAACAAAGUCGGAAGAACAAUCUAAAGAAGAAAACGUUUCUACGGUUUUUGUAUUUCCAGAAAGAGUUCCACAUAAUCAAUUACCACCAUCUAGCUUGCAUCAAGCUAAUAUUGGUGUUCCCGGUAUAACCAGACCGGCAGUAUCUUAUCCCACAAUAUGUGCAUGUGCUCCGGCGAUUACAGCGAUAACAACUGCAACAAUAACACUGGAUAGUGUCCACAAGAUAACAACGUCCUUUGCUACUUUGCCUACCAUACAGGAAGUAAUAGCAACAAACAAUCUCACCAAUUCAAAUCAAACUAUUCUGCCAUCAACAAUGGCGAGUCUUGUAGCGGAUGCGAAAAUUGCGGCUACACUUAGUCAGAAGGUUUUGGAAGUUGUUGCUGUGAAUUCUGAUAAAAUGGCUUUAACAUCGGUACAACCAAUACCCAAAUCUGAUGCCGUCACUUUUGAAACACAAUGCACGAUGUCACAGCCAUUAAUGGCAGUUUCUGAAAAUAUUACUAGCACUGUUGCUAGUACAUCCUGUGAAUCUUCUAACAUAGCGGAAACGACAAAGAUAAUUUCUAUUGUACAGGCUAGUAAACCUGUUAAACUGUCUGUGACUGGUCAGUCAACAUUAGUCACUUUAUCUGCACCUAAAAUGUCUAUACCUGAGUUACCUGUGACGGAGAAUUCAAAUGUCCAGCCAAAAAAUGUACAGCAAGAAUGUGAAAUUAAAUGUUCCGUUAAAGAGGAACAAAGAGAGAAUAAUAAUAUAAAUGUUGAAAAGAGUGAUCAAAUAGAAAAAGAGGAAUCGGUCGUUAGCAAUCGUGCAUGUAGUGAUGUAGUAACAUCAGAAGACACCACGCUGUCAGAUGAGAAAAAAUCUGAUCCACUGAACACUACUGAUGAGUUAGAAAGUAUGCUAGAAGCUAUUCACAAUCCAGCUGAAAACACUGUAAACGGUGAAAAAAAUUCAAAAACUGAUAACAAGAGUAAUGUUUCCAAUUUGAAGCGAAUGUCACCUGUAGCCGAUGAGUUAUCGUUGGUAAAUAUUUUGGAAAAUGACGUAGAGCCGGCAGUGGUCAUGGGUGAAAAUAGAAAUGAUAAUGCGGCAACUUUCGAAGGACAGGAAAUUACAAAAUCUACGGAAGUAGAUCGAGACACAACAGACUCGGCUAAUAAAACAAGUACAGCCAGUGCUUCAGAUAAGGAAGAACGAAAAGACUCGCCUACUGGUAAGGACACGAGUAAAUCUUAUUCUCAAUCGAGCGACAAUACGGAAGGAAAGAAUUUAAUGGAGGAAUCGUCAGAUGAUAUAUUGGACAUGUUACAUAAUAUUAUUUCAUCAAAACCUGAAAUGGCUAACAGGGAUAUAUUGCAAGAGGACAGAUCUAGGAAGUCGAGUCUCAUCUAUCAAUUGCCAACACCACUGGAUACUCUACCUCUAAAUAUCCUACAGGAUUCCCUAAUGGACUUGGAACAGGGAUCUGGAGCCGAAAAUGAAAAUCAGUCACAGGGUGAUAGAAAUUCACCAAAAUUACAAAAAUCCAGUACAACUCAGCCAGUGCCAAAAAAGAGUCCACCAACAACACAACAUUCUGUGCCCAUUGCUGUGAGUACUUUAGCUCAACUUCAAAAAAAUACAACAACAGUACCGCAUCUCUCACCGCUAUCUAAACCUACGGAACUUACAUCCAACGUGGUUAAUGUUUCUCAUCAAUUAAGGACAUUAUUAUCAUCUUUGCAGACGAAUCAUUCACAAAGUUACACCACUGCCGCGCAGCCCACUAUAGUGACAAUGGUGUCAUCGGUAAUAGCAGGAUCUAAAGCUGGAAACAUUGUGACAGCAACAAGCACAUCGUCCCCAAACUUUCAGAUUGUUUCUCAGUGCAAUUCGAAUAUUCGCUCACAGGCAUCCUCCACAAGUGCUUCCACUAGCAUAUCAACCAAAAGCGAAAUCGAAUCGAAGAGUACAACAUAUGCGACUCAAAUAAAAGAAGCAUCAAGUUCUUCAGUCAGUGUGAUAUCAGCUAUCAGCAAAUCUACGACAUCUGAACAAUUUUUACGUAUCGGUACUAGUACGAUUCAAUCGCAGUGUAGUACUACCAAUUUACAGACAUCAUCGGGUGCAAGACCACCGGUUAAUUCCGGGAUAUCUAUUACCUCAAAUGCAAUGUUGAAUGCUAUGCUCGCUGGUACGAAUUCUGCUAAGCCUACAAUGGCCGGAAAUCGAGCUAAUACUGCUUUAACACAAACUAGCAAUUUACUAAGUUCUGUGAUACCCUCCUCUUCGGUACAGCGUAGUCAAAACUUGCAAGCUAUACUUCAGGUGAGCUCUAAUUGCACUUCCAUGCCCUCCCGGAGCGUUGUCAGCGCCACAUCAGGUACAACAAGCACAUCCAUGCAAUCUGUAAGAACCAUCGUACCACCGAUAAUCACCACUGCUACCAGUAUCCUCAAUGUCACGACCAGUAUACUUCAGUCGACUUUAUCGCAAGCUCCCACAUUAUUGCAUUCACAACUUACGUCUGGGCAGAGUCAGUACAAGUCAACGGGUCUUCUGCCAAUCGAUAAUAAGAGUAACAAACUGGAGAGUUUUAUCCAAAAUGCAGCAGUUAAGAAGGAGACCGAAGAGUUGGCAGCGAAGAUACCAUCAAGCAGUGAGAAGAUAUCGACCACUAGAUCCGAAUUGGAUAGCAGCAAAGUCAGUACGAAUUCCCAUAGAAUGGAAGAGUCACAGAAUGUCCUAUUGAAGCAGCUCUUGCAGAACACAGCAUGUGCUACAACAACCACGGCUUCUGGUACUAGUCAAGGACCUAGCUUGCCAUUGGUACCAUCGCUAGAAGCACAAUUAGCCAGGCCAGUGCCGCCUACACCAUCUUCUUUGCUACCACCAUUACUUAACGAGACACCUACUAGCAAAGCUGCGACCCACAAGCAAAUUCUGAAUAGAGAAACUUCAUUCGUGUCCCAUCCUAUAACAUCGGUAAAAAGCCAGAGUCCUCCGACUAACGAAGAGCCACCAAAACCACCACCAUCGUCUACGUCAUCGUCAACGUCGAACACUGCUUUGCCUUUGCAAUCGUUGCAGCGUAACGAUAGUUUUGGUAAGCAACAACAAGCCAUUAUCCAACAAACAAAGACCCUUCCUGUCACCACGCAAGGAAUCCAACCAGGAAGUUCUACUCCUAUUGUGAAACAAACCUCGAUAACGCAACCAACAACAUCAGAAAGUCUAACUCCACUUCAACAAGAAAUUGGAAUUUCAACAUCUCAGUUGCAAAACAAAACGGCAAACGAACCUCCCGUUAUAAGCACUGCCCAAGUACAGCAACGUGUAUCAACACCCAUGUCAAUCUCUAGAAUAACUACCCAGUCAACUUCCGUUAUUAGUAGUAUCAGUGCGAAUGGCAUUCAGCCUUCUUCACAAGCUUCAAAUGUUGGCCAAGUCUCUCAGCAAGCGGCUUCUCUACCAACGACACAAGCUCCAAUAUCACAAUCUCAACUUCAACAACCAACCGCUCAGAAACCUCAUUCGACAGAACAACCUUCUCACGUUAACGUGAUACAGCCACCAGUGCCUCAUACGGUGCCCCAUCCGACGGGUCAUCAAGCUCAGCUGCCACAGGGUGCAAUGACGCAACAUACAGUGCCUUUAGUGGAAGUGAAGAAGGAAAUACUUGAUGAAGUUUUGUCGGGCGGUACACCUACUCAGCUAGGCGAUACCAAAGACUUUCUUACUGCCAAAGAAGAGCUUAUAGAUGGUUCUAUCGAUGACAAAACCGAUCUUAAAAAGUUGAAAAGGCGCCAGUACCAACAAAAGAGAAGACAAAGCCAAGGGAAGGACGCGGCAGCGGCUCCACAAAAGAAACGUUCAAGAAAAGUAUCUCGCUUGGAUGAAGAUUAUGAUACGUUUAUUGACAAUCUCAUGACGCAACUACGACAACUCCAACCUAUGGCAGUACUGGAACCGCUGCUGGGAAGGAACUACGGUGUAUGUCCUAUCUUCGGUUCCGGUGACCUAUCGAAAAUUGGUAAUCAGAAAGAUUACAAUACCAGAACUGGUGAUCUUACUGGUUCUUAUGGAUCUGCGAGUCUUUUCGGUGUUGCGGAUCAUUACAACACUCAACCUUUUGGAGAACUCGAACCUUUACCUCCACAGCAACCUGCAUCCACUCAAAGAGGCUUCUACGAUCAAGAAUUUGCACCACUUAAAUUGGAUGACUCGGACGAGAAGAAAGAAAAUUGUUUAACUAUGAAUCGUGAGGUUGAUACGCCAGACACGAUCGUUAGCUCCUCGUCCCCAGAGUGUGUGAUUCCUGAAUUCAUACAUCGAUUUCCUGGGCUAAGAUUGAUUGAGGAAGAUUCUGAUGAAGAGUCUGAUUGGUUGAAACGCGUCUCUCCUGUCAUACCAUUAGUCUCCCCUAUUCCUAUUAGACUUAGACCAGGACACGCGAAAGACACAUCUAAACAGGAUAAGGAAAAUGUCGGCGUAUCUAGGUUGGGAAAAUCACCACCCAUUCCGUUAAGAGAUAAUGGAAAUGUUACUGUUACAUUGACCUUAAAUAGCCAAGCUGCAGAUGAUAUAAUGGGAGUACUUAAAGACUUGGCUAAUAUUCUAAAUAUAGCUCCACCUACUGGUUACCAGAUAGUAGAGCGCACAACUACACCACCUAGUCAAAAAUUAGGACUUUAUAGGACUAAAGGAAAAGAUGGGAAGGAAGGAGCUCCGAUUGACAUCCAAAGUAUUUUGAAUGGUGCCGCAAAAUUCUGUCGUCACUGUGACGUCGUAAUAUUGAACAGCUUAAUAAGGAAGAAAGUAUCAGAUCUACCAUUUUUGAGCAAAGAAGAAACAGACCCUGGCGAGGAACUCUGUUUCUGUUCAGCUGCCUGUUACAUGCAAUUCGCCCUAAUGCAUAGGGCUCCUUCAAAUACACAGGAUAAGGUUGCAACGAUCGUAGAUCACCUAUGUCAGAAAGCAGAAACCAAACUUCUGGAACAUGACCUUAAAAAGAAAUUGCAACAGAAUAAAUUCAUGACAAAACAAUCUGUAGAAUCUAUCGACAGUAUGGAUGUCGAUCCGAUAGAAAUGGAUACGGAAACUAGAAUCAAGACUGAAAAAGAAGAUUUCGAAAUGUCUGAUCAUAAGGAAGAACUGAUCAAUGAAAAACGAUCCAAAAAGCACCCUGCGACUGAAGAGCCAUUGAAUGACGUAACAGAACUGCCUCCACCAUCGAAAGUUUGGAGAGGUCUCCGUUAUAAAAGUUGGUCUCUUGGUGCUAUACAUCCAGCUACUAAGUAUAAAAAACCUACCGACAGAGAAAUCACGGAGAUGCUCUUCCGCAUGGGUGUUACUGUAAUUCCUGCCAAGACGGAGGACAGUCGACGAUGCAUGUUUUGUCAAAGUCAAGGGGAUGGAGCAGCCGAUGGACCAGCUAGGUUGCUCAACUUUGAUGUUGAUAAAUGGGUCCAUCUCAAUUGUGCUCUCUGGUCUGAGGAUGUUUAUGAAACAGUCAAUGGUGCCCUAAUGAAUUUGGAUACUGCUCUGCAGCACAGUCUUGUACUCAAUUGCAUUGUUUGUGAAAAGCCAGGGGCUACAGUCAAGUGCUUCAAAAUGCGCUGCACAAACGUGUAUCAUCUGGGCUGUGCUGUAAAGGAUAGCUGUGUCUUUUAUAAGAACAAGAGCACGUACUGUUCCCAACACGUACAAAAAAAUGAAAAGGAUAACGAACUAACUACACUCUCAGUAUAUCGUAGAGUCUAUGUCAACCGCGAUGAAAAUAGACAAGUUGCAGCCGUAAUGCACCACUCGGAGCACAAUCAUCUUCUACGAGUUGGAAGUCUCAUAUUUCUGAGCGUCGGACAGCUACUGCCCCACCAACUGACAAACUUCCAUACACCAAACUACAUUUACCCAGUCGGAUACAAAAUCGUAAGAUUUUAUUGGAGCAUGAGGCGACCUAACAAACGUUGUAGAUAUGUCUGCUCGAUUCACGACGUAUCCGGCCGACCAGAGUUUAGAGUUCUCGUUCAAGAACCAUGUCAGGAGGAUGUGGAAUUGCGAGAUGCCACACCUCGUGCUGUGUGGAGUAGAAUCCUGGAACCGCUUGCUGAGUUACGUAGAACAACGCACAGCGUCCAACUAUUUCCUCGUUAUGUAUCCGGAGAAGAUCUUUUUGGACUCACAGAGCCAGCUGUCGUAAGAGUUCUGGAGAGUCUACCUGGAAUUGAAACUCUGACAGACUAUAGAUUUAAAUAUGGACGCAAUCCUUUACUAGAGUUACCGCUUGCUAUAAAUCCAACCGGAAGCGCAAGGACCGAAGCUAGAAUGAGAAAUCAAUUACCCUGGAAAAGGCCGCAUACGCAGCGUACAGGUUCCUCUGCUCGCGCUGCUUUUGUUCCAACAGCUACUGUGGCGGGUGAAGUAGCAUGUCCAUAUUCUAAGCAAUUCGUUCACUCAAAGAGUUCGCAGUACAAGAAAAUGAAACAAGAAUGGCGUAAUAACGUCUAUCUGGCUAGAUCUAAAAUUCAAGGUCUCGGACUGUACGCCGCGCGAGAUUUGGAAAAGCACACGAUGGUCAUCGAAUAUAUAGGAGAAAUCAUCCGUACUGAAUUAGCUGAAACGAGAGAAAAGCAGUAUGAAGCAAGGAAUCGUGGCAUCUAUAUGUUUCGUUUGGAUGAAGAGAGAGUAGUCGAUGCGACCCUGUGCGGUGGAUUGGCUCGUUACAUAAAUCAUUCUUGCAAUCCAAAUUGUGUCGCCGAAAUCGUCGAGGUCGAACGAGACCUAAGAAUCAUUAUCUUUGCGAAGCGCAGAAUCUCACGUGGCGAAGAGCUGGCAUACGAUUAUAAGUUUGACAUAGAAGAUGACCAGCACAAGAUAGCAUGCGCGUGUGGCGCGCCUAACUGCCGCAAAUGGAUGAACUAAAAGAGCUCCCAUCCACUGUUGUUAUUUGUUGCUAUGUUAUUAUUGGGUAGGUUUUACAUGGAAUAUAUAUAUAUACUAUAUACUAUAAUAUAUAUAUAUAUUAGGUCUAAUAUCUAAUCGUACGUAUUAGAUGUAAUAUAUGCAUAUAUUAGACGUACUAUUUAAAAUGUAAAGUGCCAUUGCAGUUUGACUAAUCGAUUCAUAGUGAAGUUGGUGCUACGCCAUCACGACAUUCCUCCAAAGUUGUACAAUAUUAGUUUUACUUUGUCGACCAGAAACAAUGAUCGCUUGUAUAUUACUUGUGACACUCUUAGGAAGAGAAAUUUAAAGUAACACGACGAAACGUACAGAAGGAGAGACGAAACGAUGUAUGUAUACAAAAAGUUUGUUUCUUUGUAUGUUGAGUGGUUGUCGACGCCCGGUUGACAAUAUUGUAAUAUAGAGCGUUUAUUAUUAUUAUUGCAUAUACAUUGCACUGUAUCUGUACAUAGGUAGAAGCCAAUGUUAUUUUGAAACCACCAGAAAAAUUAUGUAAAGUAAGAGUACCUAAUUUAGAAUUAUAUACAAUUAUAACUAUUUGAAUAUACAUCAAUAAAUCAGUAUGAAAUCUUAUAA